UUAACUUUCUUUGUCAUGUCUAUAGAUGGCCAUACCGAUUUAAUUUCUCUACUAUUAGGAGACAACGACGACAUCAAGGCCAAAAAGGCUCACGAUUACAUUGAAAUGUUGACAACAUUGUCCUUAUCAGAACUACAACAAGAAUCUGCUCAAUUGAAAGAAGAACAAGAAAAGGCAAAGCAGAAUGCGCAACGUCUUGUCUUUCGCAAUUACCCUUCAUUCCUAGACUCACAAGCGUGCACUAAACAGAUAUCAAGCUUGCUUGGUGAACUUGAUGACGAUUUAAACGGAUUUCAAAAAUGUGCAGAUGAACUAGAAGCAGCUUGCAACACGUUUAAGCAAGAUUCAAAAUCAAUCAAGGAAGAACAACAUAAAAUCAGCUGCGUUCUAGAUCAUGAAGAUGUCCUAACGGAACUACUAGAGAUUCCUCAGCUUAUGGAAACCUGUGUUUGGAACGGCUACUACUCAGAGGUUAUGGACUUGGCCUCUCAUGUUCGUCUGUUAUCAGUCAGAUACCCGCUUUCGGUUAUAUCGAGCAUUCAACAGCAAGUACAGGCAUGCUUUGACCUCAUGUUGGUACAGUUGAUCUCACACUUGCGAAAACCUAUUAGACUGGCAGCAGCAAUGAACGCCAUCGGUUUUCUUCGACGUAUGGACGUGUUUGAAUCAGAAAAUGAACUCAGAAUGGUAUUUUUACGUUGUAGGCAUGACCACUUGCAGCAAAGACUGUCACGGAUAAAGCGAGAGAUGCCUGAGGAUCCAAAGCAGAGAAGUAGAGACAGUUUAGAAUAUAUGAAACGAUUUAUUGAUGUGCUGCGAGAGCAGAUGUUUGAAAUUGGCACGCAGUAUAUCUGGAUCUUUCCGCAUGAGCAAGGGCCACUGCUAUCUGAUUAUAUGGUGCAUCUUAUUGGGUUCAUUCGGUCAACGUUAAAUGAAUAUCUACCAUUAAUAGAAGAUGAGGCCACUAAAAAUUCUUUAUUGACCCAACUUGAAUACUGUUCCAUAUCUCUUGGGCGCAUUGGACUAGACUUUAGGCAUUUAUUCAUUGAAUAACAAUAAUACACUGUCCCAAUAAUAAAUGAAAGCAAAAAAUUCGCUCAAAUUUCUUUGAAAAGUAUACCCAAAAUUUAGUUUUUUUUAUUUAAAUCAAUUCUAAUAAUAAAAAAUGCAUAUUGCUUAGAGAAGAAAAAU
This is a messenger RNA of Rhizopus microsporus ATCC 52813, 1191 nucleotides long. RefSeq names its product Dor1-like protein. The record is from RefSeq and is a predicted model, not a curated record. NCBI's taxonomy places the organism in Eukaryota, Fungi, Mucoromycota, Mucoromycetes, Mucorales, Rhizopodaceae. The coding region runs from base 16 to 1053 and encodes 345 amino acids. The transcript has a single exon. Gene Ontology annotation, biological process: intra-Golgi vesicle-mediated transport. Gene Ontology annotation, cellular component: COG complex.